Molecule: messenger RNA, 4936 nt
Organism: Amaranthus tricolor (Joseph's coat)
Lineage: Eukaryota; Viridiplantae; Streptophyta; Magnoliopsida; Caryophyllales; Amaranthaceae
Product: LEAF RUST 10 DISEASE-RESISTANCE LOCUS RECEPTOR-LIKE PROTEIN KINASE-like 1.4
Exons: 4
Coding region: 2677-4713 (678 amino acids)
Biological process (GO): protein phosphorylation
Molecular function (GO): ATP binding; polysaccharide binding; protein kinase activity
Source: RefSeq, a predicted model, not a curated record
ACAAAAAGAUGGUCCUGUCUAAAUAGAUGAAGCAUAUUCAACUUUCAGAUAUUGAAAUAUCUAGAAAAUUUCAACUAAACUGCUCCAACUCAUAUUUUCCCAAGGUUUUUCCACACGGGGGAGAAACUUCAUUCUUUAAAAAACAAAACUAUUCCUUGAAUAAAUAAUCAAAGUUGAUAAACAAACCAAAACUUCAUCCUUAUUCUCCAUUAAACCUCUAAAAAAUCUCCAAAAAAUGAACUUCUCUGUUCACUAUUUACCCUUCUUCAUGAUCAUCAUCUUCACCUUGAUCAUCCAACUACAUAAAUUCGUAGAGGCAGGUGAAUAUGAUGAAUGUAAAAAACCGUUUCUCUGUGGGAAAACCAACAUGAGCUACCCUUUCUACAACGAAGAAAAGGGUCGUCCUAUGUAUUGUGGUCAUCCCGGGUUUGGGGUCAGUUGCGAGGAUAAUAAUUUAUGGCCGGAAAUUUCUGUGAUGACAUCUUCUUCGGAGAAAUUCUAUCUUGUAGAUAUGAAUUUAGCUUCAGAUAUAAUUUCUGUUUCUCCAGAAGUUUUAUUGAGUAAAGAUCUUUGUCCGGAACCACAAGACUUGUAUGAUACAUUUGAUACUACCUUAAAUUUGAGCACUUACAGCUACAUACCAACUGCUGAAAAUGUUACCCUUUACUAUGAGUGUUCUUUUCCUUCUUCACAAUUCUCAUCAUAUAAAAACCAGAUUCUCUGCGGCUUAGAUAGUGGUUCACCCAAUGCCUUUUUUAUGACUCCAAAUUUAAAAUCCCAGCCAGGUUUUCACGAAAUCCCACCAGAUAAAUGCAAAAUGAAUGUAUCCAUCCCAGUGAGCAAGUCUUUAAUUGAUGGUAUCAAAGAUAGAAAGACCUUAUGGAACGCGUUUCAGACUGGUUUCGAGUUGAAAUGGAUUGCUGAGAACAAGAAAUGUGCUGAUUGUCGAAAAUCAAAUGGGGUGUGUGGGUAUGAUGCAACAAGUUUUACUUGCUAUUGUCCUGAUGGACAUCAUGGCCUUACAUGCUAUGUUAAAUCCCUUGCUAAAAGUACAAGUACUUCAACUCUCUUUUUACGGAUUCUUACACUAUGUUUGCGAUAAACUCAGUUUAAUCUUGCAUUUGUUAACCUGUUUAGAAUUUAGAUCCUUGUGAAUUGUUAUGCUAUCAAACUAAUUAUACUUGUUCAACUUUGCUCGACUCAGACACAGUCCACAUCAACAGUAACAAGUUUUACUUGCUAUUGUCCUGAUGAACAUCAUGGCUCUACAUGCUAUGUUAAAUCCCUUGAUGGUAUUAGUCCUCAAACUCUUUUUUACCUAUUAUCAGAACUUCUGAUCAUGAAAUUGUUAGCAACUUUGGUAAUCUGUUUAGGUCCUUGUGAUGCUGUCAAACUGCUUAUACUGUGUUUCUUUCUAGUGUGGUGGCUGCAAAACUUUUAACCAUUGCCUGAUGAACCUUAAUUAAGGCGAUUUUUAUGAGUAUUUUGUUGAGUUUUGGCCAUGGACAUAGGAGGCUGGAGCGCCCUUGAUGGCUCGAUCACUAUGCCUGAACACAUCCCACAUCUAACUAGUCCGUUGAUUUACUCUGAGAUUGACCCACAGAUUAGGCGCAUCUGGAAUUUGAACACGGUUUUUGGGCUAUGCUUUCUGCGUCAACUCCACAAGCUUUUCGAGUCAUUGUAGCUUUAGGCAAAUUUACGUGCUUGCUGUCGAUUUUUCUUCAACUUGUGUUGAAUGAGACCGUCUCACCAUGAAUCGCGCCUAUUUAAUUUGCCCAUUUGUUUAAUUGAUCACUUUAAAACUAUAAGUGAUCAUUUAACACACUCAAUAUACAUGGAUCAACUCAAUAGAGAUGGGGUCUCACCAUGAGACCUAGUGUAGGCUUGUGGCCGGCCCAUUUAAGAUAGGUUGAUUAGCACCAACUAAACUUGAUCUCCUCCAAGAAAUUUGAAGGAAAAAAGAAAAAAGAAAAAAGGCUAAUAAAUUAGUAAGCCUAUGAAGUCAAACAAUGCAACUCUUUGAGUUUUGACCAAGUCUAAGGUAUGUACUACACCCAAGUAUUUCUCUCCUUUUCAACAACCAUUUUGAAAAUAAUCAUAAUAAUAAUCAAACAUGACAAAUAACAUCAAACUUUCAUCCCACUUCUUCAUCUUUCUUCUCCUUCAUUCUGCUGAUAUUGAGAGGUAGUAAUUCUAUCAUAUUACUCUUGGGUCUUUAUAAAGCUCUCAUACAAAAAGUAUAAAAAUCGCAAAAAAAUUAAUUUUCAAAGAUAAGAAAACAUAUAGAUCAAGUUGGGAAAAGACAUGGAAGUAUUCAAGUGCAAAAGUAGAUGAAGUACAAAAAUUCAACUGCUAUCAUAUUCACAUCUCUGCAAUGAGCUGGGGUCUGUUGUAGGCUUUGAUCCGACCCUUUACAAAGACGGAUUGGGCUAGUCGGCUAGACCAAAUUGAAUAAGUCGGACACAAUCCGACUUAUUUUUAUUUGAGCCUGAUCCAACCUUAUUCCACCCAUCAAACUAGAAUUUUCAAAGACUCAUUUAUUUUUAGUUUUGGUCUUAAAAUUCACAUCCUUAGAAAAAACAAACCCUUUCCUUGAACAUUCACAUCAGACCAAUAAAAAACCAAACUUUAAUUUCCCUGAAUCUCCAUUAAUCCCCCUCCAGCCUUUUCUUACAAAUGAACUUAAUCCAAUCAUUUUCCCUCAUUGUGAUCAUCAUCUUCUUCUUCCCCUUCAUCCAACUCCAUAGAUUCAUCGAGGCGAAAGACUAUGAAUCAUGUAAGAAGCCAUUUUUAUGUGGAAAUGUAAGCUUAAGCUACCCUUUCUAUGAUAACCAAAACCGCCCAGAAUCAUGUGGUUAUCCUGGUUUUAAGCUCAAUUGCAGUGUCAAUAAUCAAAACCCAGAAAUUUCAUUAACAACAUCUUCAUGGGAGAAAUUUAAUUUUCUAAAAAUGAAUCAAACUUCACUUACUAUCUCUGUUUCUCGAGACGAUGUCUGGAAUGGUCGCUAUUACUGUCCAUCCACCCUGUUCAAUAACUCUUUAAACUACACACUUUACAGAUACACUCCGACAGUUGAAAUUGUUACCCUUUAUUAUGAUUGUCCGAUUAGAAAAUCUGGUCUUGGUAAUCCAUUUCCAUGUAAGGAUUCUGUUGAUGGGUAUUAUGUAAUCAGUGAUAUAUAUAAUAUCCCACCAAGUUUAUGCAGAGGAAACAUCUUUUUUCCAGUUCAUACAGCAUCAAGGGUAGUGAGUGAAAUGCAGAAAGCAUUUCAAGAUAGUUUUGAGUUAGAAUUAGUUGCAGAGAAUGGAUUGUGUGAUGGUUGCCGUAAAUCAGGUGGAGUGUGUGGGUAUAAUACUACUAAGGGAGAAUUUACUUGCUAUUGCUCUGAUGAUCAACCUCAUGAUUUCAGAUGCAAGUCAAAUAAUGCAAAAGGAAUGGUGAUAGGACUAGUUGUUGGAGGGAUAGUUCUAGCUGCAGUUGCUCUUGUGUGCCUUAUAUUUUUUGUACGAAGGAAAAGGCGAUCUGUCGCCAAGGCUCAAUCAAAAGCAAUCGUGUCGAGUUAUCCAAGCAAUGGAAAUCCUUCGAGCAACGAAUUUCGAUCGAGCCAAGAGUACACUACAAGCCCAUCAACCUACCUGUCUCCAAGCAUUCCCUCUUAUCCUUCCUCAAAGUCUGAUUUUGAAAAUUCUGCCAACUACUUGGGUGUCCCUCUCUUCAGCUAUGAUGAGCUUGAAGAAGCCACUGAGAAUUUUCAUGAGCGUCGCGAGUUAGGAGAUGGUGGAUUUGGUACUGUCUAUUAUGGUAAUCUCAAUGAUGGACGCUUAGUUGCAGUGAAACGCUUAUAUGAGAAUAGUUGUAGACAUAUGGGACAGUUCAUGAAUGAAAUCCGCAUUCUAGCUACCUUAAGGCACAAAAACCUGGUAACCCUUUAUGGAUGCACUUCAAGAAGAAGCAGAGAACUCCUCUUAGUUUACGAGUAUGUCUCUAAUGGCACAGUCGCUGAUCAUCUUCAUGGAAAACGUGCACAACCUUUCGGUCUCCCUUGGUCUACACGACUCAGCAUCGCUGUCGAGACAGCAGACGCCUUGUCGUUCCUGCACGAAAAAAAUGUCAUUCACCGUGAUGUCAAGACUACAAACAUUCUCUUGGAGAAAACAUUCCAAGUUAAGGUGGCUGAUUUCGGGUUGUCAAGACUUUUCCCGAAUGAUGUAACACAUGUGUCCACUGCCCCACAAGGGACUCCGGGCUAUGUUGAUCCUGAAUACUACCAAUGCUAUCAGUUAACUGAAAAGAGCGAUGUUUAUAGCUUUGGAGUUGUUCUAGCUGAGUUGAUAUCCUCAAAAAUGGCAGUCGAUAUCACUAGACAUAGACACGAUAUCAAUUUAGCAAAUAUGGUUGUGGAUAGAAUCCAGAAACACGCGUUACAUGAGCUAAUUGAUCCAAAACUUGAUGUGGAAAACGAUGGUCUUGCACAUAAGAUGGUGAAAUUAGUAGCAGAAGUAGCAUUCCAGUGUCUACAGCAGGAUAAAGACGCGCGACCAUCAAUGAAAGAAGUACUCGGAUCAUUGAAAGCGAUACAGAAACAAAUGCAAAACGCGCAAAAACAAGUUGUAGUCGACAUAAACGAAUGUGACGAUGAUGCAGGGCUAUUAAAGAAUGCUCCUCCUCCGCUUUCGCCUGAGACACAGGUUAGUAACAAUAGCUUAAGAUGAUUAGUGACUAAGUAAGGAAUUAGCCUUCCUUUUGUUGUAGAUUUUCAAUUUUUCAGCAAAAGAAAUUGAAGAAAAAGAGGCAUUGUUGUGAUUACUUAUAUGAUUAGUAAAUUAAAUUGGUGUACUUAUGUUAGGGAUGUAUGUAAAUAAGGAGUAGUACAAUGUAAGAGUUCUGCAAAUGUGAGUUUUGACAAUAUAUUUAUACUCUUGAUUCCACUUUUAA